AUGUGUCCCCAAAGCCCAGGCAGUAUUGAAGCUGUGGUAGAGCUUAGUAGGGAGCUGGGAAAGAGUGAAAAAGUGGAAUCCUACAGACAAGCCAGCCAGUCUUUCCACUCCAGCAUGGACGGAUCAGCCGCCACCACCUCAGCCUCCAAUCAAGCCAGUCGUCCCGUUCUUUUAUGGGAAAUUAAAGUUUAUGCCAAAUCCAAAUUUAAAAAGAAACCUUGCCCUCCAUCAGCUGUUCGUCCAAAGGUGAAGCCUAAGCAGCUUGUCAUAUUUCCGGUUAAUUAUGCUAAUAAAUUAUUAAAUUAUGAAGCCCAUAAAGAGAUCAUUUGUCCUUUUGACCUAUUUGUGCUUUCAUAUAUAUUGUAUUGCAUCCUGUCUGGCUCCGUGAGUAGGCCAGGAGCCAUCGUAAAAUAG
Messenger RNA from Protopolystoma xenopodis, 414 nucleotides. NCBI's taxonomy places the organism in Eukaryota, Metazoa, Platyhelminthes, Monogenea, Polystomatidea, Polystomatidae. The record is from the annotation of a GenBank genome assembly.